This is a messenger RNA of Psammomys obesus (fat sand rat), 928 nucleotides long. It is a transcript of the gene Immp1l, whose product is annotated as inner mitochondrial membrane peptidase subunit 1. The coding region runs from base 330 to 830 and encodes 166 amino acids. The record is from RefSeq and is a predicted model, not a curated record. The transcript has 8 exons. Lineage: Eukaryota; Metazoa; Chordata; Mammalia; Rodentia; Muridae. Gene Ontology annotation, cellular component: mitochondrial inner membrane peptidase complex; membrane. Gene Ontology annotation, molecular function: serine-type endopeptidase activity.
AGCCGGAGGGGUGUACGCGGCCCAGGUGAGCCGGGCCCACCUGAGGGAGUCCCGGGCGAGCAACUUCUGUCGGUGUUUGCGGCUGCAGGAGUCCACAACCAUGGAUGAUUUUCAUGCGCUUUGAGACCUGCUUUAUAUCCAGGUUUUCCUUGAAACCUACCCGAAAGUUGAGUGAAUUGUAGAACAGACCUAAGGUGGAAUUAGAAUUUUGAAGCACAGCCUUGAAGGCACAAGCUUGUAAUCUCAGCUACUUGGAAGUAGAAGCAAGAAAUUUGCUGAUUCGAGGCCUGCAUGGGCUACAAGGCCGGUAGUGGCAGAGUGGCAGAACUAUGCUUCGUGGUGUUCUGGGAAAGGCCGUUCGACUUGCUGGCUAUACCAUUCAGUAUGGCUGUAUAGCUCAUUGUGUUUUUGAAUACGUUGGUGGUGUUGUAAUGUGUUCUGGACCAUCAAUGGAACCCACAAUUCAAAGUUCAGAUAUUGUCUUUGCAGAAAAUCUUAGCCGACAUUUUUAUAGCAUCCAAAGAGGUGACAUUGUAAUUGCAAAAAGCCCAAGUGAUCCAAGAUCAAAUAUUUGUAAAAGAGUAAUUGGUUUGGAAGGAGACAAAAUCCUUACCACUAGUCCAUCUGAUAUCUUUAAGAGCAGUAGUUAUGUGCCAAUAGGUCAUGUUUGGUUAGAAGGUGAUAAUUUACGUAACUCUACAGAUUCCAGGUACUAUGGACCUAUACCAUAUGGACUAAUAAGAGGACGGAUCUUCUUUAAGAUUUGGCCUUUCAGUGAUUUUGGAUUUCUGCGUGACAGCCCAAAUGCCCACAGAUUUUCUGAUGAUUAGCAAGCAUUUGCUUUUUUAUUUGAUUAUUGUCUCCUAUUCAAAUGAAUUUAUUACUGCAAUUGAAACCAUGGACAUAACAAUAAACUAUUUGCUAUUCA